AUGUCCCAAUUGAAGAGUGGGUAAAUUGGAAUUUAAUUAAUUUUUGCAGCCAAUAUUAUCUAAAGUUCUUGGUGGAUCAUUUUAGCCUUACAAAUAUAUCAACCCAUAAGUUAUUUACUAUGCUUUUUUUAGUUAACUAGCCUAUUAUUGAAGAUGGUUUCAUAUAUUUUAAUAAAGAGGAAAUAAGGACUAAAUAUAAUUGUUCAUAUUGCAACAUUAUUGUCUUAUGUGUUGUAAAUUGAAUCCCUAUAACUAUUGAUACCUACUAAUCACUUGCACACUUUUUCAAUAAGUCUUUUAACAAUUGUGACAUAUAAUGAAUACUUGAAUAUUGCCAUUUAGAAAUUUAGUUUAAUUUGCAAAUUAGGGUUGCCAUUGUAUCUUAUUAUUAGAGUAACAUGGGUACUUAUAGAAUGUUUUAGCAUCUUUAUAAUAGAAUGCUUAAUUACAAUAAUUAUGGUGACUAUAUAUUUUAUACUUAAAAACUAAACAUAGUUUAAUUAGAAUUUUAGUAAAAAUCUCAUAGAUUAAUCAUUAAAAAAUAAUUAUAUAAAGGAAUCACCUCUUAUUUCAUACAACUAACAAAUAUAAUCUUAGAUUAAAUCCUAAAGCAAAAUUUCUAACAUCCCAUCAGCUAAAAAUAGUUUCAGUUUAUUAAGGGAUCUUCCAGGUGAUCAAAAAUUGUUACAAUAUUCUAAUUUAACUAGCAUAUCAAAGUCUUAACCAUUUAAUAAAUUUUUUGAAAAGUCAGAUCAGUAAAUACUCCUUCUUUAUUAAAACUUAAUAAAUCUAUAUCCAUAUGGGAUAUUAAUCAUAAAUUAGCAAUAACAAAUUAUAUAUAUAAAUAAUAAAAGUGAAAAGAUUUUAGAAUGCUAAGGGGCAGAAGUAGUGUUGGAGAAGAUCAAAAUUUGUGUUAAUAAUGCUAGAAUUGAAGAAACUAUUAGUGAGUCAUCAAAAAGUUUACAAAAUUAAAAAUAGAGAAAACUUAUUCAUUAUGAUACUUUAAGAUAGAUAGUUGGAAAAUUAUAAAGUAAAAAUCUAUCAAUUGAUAUUUUUGAUAUUAUUCUUUAACCUGCUAAGUAUUAAGGAAUUUUAUCAAAUGAAGAUUAACUAAAUAAAGAUAACUAUUAGAAAAUAUUCCAUAAAUAAAUAUUUAUUUAUGAAUGGUUAUUCCAAUCAAAUUUUUUAUAAGAAAACUCUUAAAAAAAAGUGAAAUUAAUAAUUAUCCCUACGACAAUGACUAGUUCAUAAUAGGAAUACUUUACAUCUCCAUCAUAAAUAAAAUUUUCUAGUAAAAGUUUUCCAUUUAGUAAUGAACAAGAUUCACCUGUAUUACUUAUUAUUAUAAAGAAUCUUACCAACAAACAUAAUAUCUAAUAUUUAAAAGAUAAAUAAAUUAUACAUCAUAGUUUAAUUAAAUCUUUUUCUCAUGAAUUGAGAACUCCUUUAAAUAGUUGUUAAUAAAUGUUGACACUUAUGAAGAAUUCAACUAAAACUGAAGACUUUACAGAGGAAUUAGGAAUAGCUUAAUGUUCAAUUUCAUUAUUGAUUCAUCAAAUAAAUGAUAUUUUAGAUUAUGCAGCUAUAUAAUCUUAUUAAUUCUCUUAUCAUAUAACACCAUUCACAAUAGAUCAAUUAAUUUAGGAAAUAGAUUAUUUAUAUAAAUUAUAAAUGUAAUCAAAGAAGAUUAAAUUCAUGAUAAAAGUGCAACAAUGUUUGAUGACUAUGAUCAUUUCUAAUGAUAAGUAGAGAAUAUUAUAAAUACUAGUUAAUUUGUUGAGUAAUGCUAUCAAAUUCACAUAAGAAGGAGGUACUAUAGAUCUUAAUCUAAAGUAAUGUGAUAAUUCAUAUAUUAAUGUUAAAAUAAAAGACAGUGGAAUUGGUAUUAAAGAACAUAGACUGAAUUUAAUUUUAAAUAGUUUACACGAUACUCAAGAGUUUGGUGCAACUCUUAAAUCAAAUGCAAAUAAAAAUCCCACUGGAUUAGGUCUUAUCAUUGCAGCUAAAUUGGUCAAGGGCUUAACUGAUGAUUAAGAUAAUUAGUUAGUUAUUAAUUCAAAGAAUAAUAAAGGAACUGUAAUAUAGUUCCAAAUUUAGAACUUCUAAUAAAAUAAUUUAUUAUCAUCAAACCCACUUUCGCAAUAAACUGUUAAAUUUAAUCAAUCAGGUAUAUAGUAUACAUUUAGUGAAAGAAAACUUGAGGAUCCAAAACUGAUAAAAUCAAGCCAUUCUAAUUUUAAAAUUGAUAAUGAUGAAGAAUAAUAUUAAGAUCAAAAAUCAGAUUCAUAUAAUAACACAUCAAGAUUGAAUGACAAAGAAAUGUAAUCUGGUAUAUUUUUACCUGUUAGCCCAAAUUAUUUUUCUAAUCAAUUUAUACAAUCUAACGAAUAUUUAAAAUAAAGAUAAGAAAUAUAAAUAGAAAAAGUGUAAAAUUAAUUAUGCAAGAAUUGUGUUCAUGUAUUAAUAGUAGAUGACAUUCCAUUUAACUAAAUGACUCUCAAAUUAAAUCUCAAUCACUAUCAAAUCAAGGCAGAUUAAGCUUUUGAUGGAUUUUAAGCAAUAGAAAAAGUAAAGAAUAAAUUUUCAUAACAUUGUUAAACCUAUAAAUUAAUAUUUAUGGAUAUAGAAAUGCCAGGAAUAGAUGGUUUCUAAGCAAGCAAAUAAGUAUUCUUUUUAAAAAUAUUUCAAGAUUCUAGAGCUAACUAAUUAAUAAUCAAUAAUUGUGAUUUGUUCUGCUUAUGAUACCUAGGAGAAUUUUGAACAUGGUAAUAAAAUUGGAAUCAAUUUAUUCCUUUCUAAACCUGUUAAAUAAGAAGAAUUAGAAGUACUAUUGAAAAUGGUAUUUAAAAUAACAAUUAUAUGA
This is a messenger RNA of Paramecium pentaurelia, 2863 nucleotides long. Lineage: Eukaryota; Ciliophora; Oligohymenophorea; Peniculida; Parameciidae. The record is from the annotation of a GenBank genome assembly.